Molecule: messenger RNA, 331 nt
Organism: Staurois parvus
Lineage: Eukaryota; Metazoa; Chordata; Amphibia; Anura; Ranidae
Source: the annotation of a GenBank genome assembly
UGCCACCUGUCAGUGUCCAUCAGUGCCAGCUGUCAGUGCUCAUCCAUGCCACCUGCCAGUGCCCAUCAGUGACACAUCAAUGCCACAUUUCAGUGCCUACCAGUGCACAUCAAUGCCACAUAUCAGUGCCCAUCUGAGCUGCCUUUCAGUGUCACCCAUCAGUGCCAGUCAGUGCCACUUAUCAAUGCCAUGCAAGUCACUGCCGCAUAUCAGUGCCAGUCAGUGCCGCCUAUCAGUGUGCAUCAGUGCCGCCUAUCAGUGCCUUGCUCAUCAAUGCUACCUAACAGUGCCAGUCAGUGCCGCCUAUCAGUGCCAGUCAGUGCCACCUAUC